Messenger RNA from Dinoponera quadriceps, 5615 nucleotides. It is a transcript of the gene jef, whose product is annotated as major facilitator superfamily domain-containing protein 6. The transcript has 11 exons. The coding region runs from base 294 to 3146 and encodes 950 amino acids. The record is from RefSeq and is a predicted model, not a curated record. Gene Ontology annotation, cellular component: membrane. NCBI's taxonomy places the organism in Eukaryota, Metazoa, Arthropoda, Insecta, Hymenoptera, Formicidae.
CCCCAUACGGUCCAACAUCGAUUCGACACACGAAGGGUAAACCGAGCACCUUCCGUUUGGCAGUCGAUCUAAUCGGAGGAUCCACCGUGUCGAAGGGACAUAGCCAAGGAGCGAAGGACUCCGGCCCUCCGGGAUCGUUCGCAAACUACUCGCUCGACGACGACGACAACGACGACGACGACGUUCCCGUCGAGGUAGUAGCCGCCGAGGGUGGUAGCCGAGGAAAAGACACCCUCCGUCGAGAGCUUUAAGUUCUCCCUCCCCCGAGAGAAAAGCUCUCGCACUGCGAGAUCAUGCAGAACUAUGGACACGAGGAUUACGAUUAUGGGGCGCAGGGCGACGCAGGGCAGGCUGGCGGCCGAGCUCUGCCACAAGUUCCGGGCGCCAGGCCGAUGGUGGACCCACAAGCGGAAGGUAUCGUCGACCCCGAAUUGUACCCCCAGCCGAAAGAGGGUACGCACAAGAUACGGGGCAAGAGUGACAUUCUGGAAUAUCUGUUCGGCGCCGUCGAUCAGGAGCUCCUCACCGUCAAGACUUUCUACUUCUUCUUUUACUCCGCCUUCGGCUCGUUGUUCCCGCUCAUGGGAGUGUAUUUCAAGCAGAUGGGCAUGAACGCCGGACAGUGCGGCCUCCUCAUCGGUCUCAGGCCCUUCAUCGAGUUCUUGAGCGCUCCUUUCUGGGGUUCCCUCGCCGACAGGUGGCAGAAGGGCAAGAUUAUCCUGCUAGCUUCUCUUUCUUGCUGGAUCAUCUUUACUCUACCCUUGGGCUUCAUUCAGCCACCUCCGACUUCCUGCAUAGUCCCCGGCGUAAACAACACUUUUUACCUCGAAGCAUCCAACAGUAGAGAACAGAGAAUCGUAAAGCGAUCGACCGACCUGGACGAGCUUUAUUAUCCUGUGAACGAAGACGAGUAUCUGGAGGUCGCGUCCAACGUCGUCUUCGAGAGGCUACGGCGAAAUACGGACGAUAACGAAAUAUAUGAUCACGCAAAGAGACCGGACCUGCUAAGGGAAGUCAGUAGGCUCGGGACGUCAUACGACAUCGAAGGAAACGGUGUCAGAGCUUUCGAUAACGAUGCUUCCCUCGCAUACGAUUUGAAGAGCAACCGAGUGAGAAGGCAGGCAGCCACUACGGAUGAGAGCGAUGUCGAAGAUCUCAGGUACAAACAGCUGGUGUUCGAAAAUAACGGCGACCCGGAUGCGAAGACGAUUGACUUGGAGGCACUGCAGGAGAAGAAUCGACCGGCCGACGUUUUGGAGUACAAACGUUUCAUGAAGAAUGAACCAAUAACCGACGGAACGGUGGUUCCCAAGAAGGCAUACGUGCACACCAAGGCACGCGUGAAACCACCACCGGCGAAAGUAAUGGUGAAACGGGACGUGGAAAGGGAGCAAGCAUUUUUGGAGGAGAAGGAGGACGACGCAAUCGUCCAGAUUGACGAUGACGACGAGAAAAACGCGAAUAUGUUUCUGAGAAGAAGUCGCAGAAACGCAAUCCAUGGCUCGGGAGAAUUACCGUUGUCCCCUUUAUCGGUUACUUACGCGACAAACUAUAACUCGGAGGAGAACAAAGGAUGGGUGAAACCGAUCUUCAGCUCCAUAGUAUACAGAUUGCCGGACAUCCAAAAAACGUUCUUCCUUCUGCUACUGCUGGUCAUAGUUGGCGAAUUCUUCUCAGCACCGGCUAUAACCUUAGCUGAUUCGGCCGUUAUCACCUUGCUAGGCGAAGAUGCCGACAGAUAUGGCCAUCAACGUAUGUUCGGGAGCCUCGGGUGGGGUUUGGCCAUGUUCUUCGUCGGGAUCGCCCUCGAUCACAGUACUGCGUUUCCGGACCACCCUUGUAAGCCUGAUCCGAGAGAGAAAAAUUAUACGAUUUGUUUCGCGAUAUUCAGCGUGCUGAUGGGCGCUGCGUUAAUAACCGCGACGCAGAUCAAUUUCAAGUACGACUUUAUGUCCGCCGAGCCGGAAGUGGUGAAGCCGCCGGCCGAACUAACGCGGGAGGAACAACUUCAAAAUCAGCUAUCUCAGCAGCUGAACUUGCCCGGGCUUCAGGACUCAUCCGCUGCUGUGGACCCGAAGCCUCAACCUCCCGAAGGGAAGACGAAAAUGUUUGCGCAAACGACGAAGGAGAUACCGGAGUGGAUAACGGUGUUGAAGCAAUUCAAGGAUCUCAAGUGCGUCUCGUUUCUCUUCGUCGCGUGGUUCAUGGGAUUCGGCAUCGGGCUGAUUUUCACCUUCCUCUUCUGGCAUCUUCAAGAUUACGGUGGCUCGCCGACUCUCUUCGGCGUCGCGUCCGUGAUCAAUCACAUCUCCGAGAUCUUCGCGUAUUUCUUCAGCUUCAAGCUCAUCCGGCAGAUCGGCCACGUUAAGGUAUUGUGCCUGGGUCUAGGCGGAAACGUGCUUCGGUUUCUUUACAUAUCUUGGCUGCGGAAUCCGUGGUGGGUGUUACCCUUUGAGUUCAUCCAGGGUAUCACGCAUGCGGCCGUGUGGGCCGCAUGCUGCAGCUACAUUGCCCACAACACACCGCCGCAAUUGCGCUCCAGCGCGCAAGGUGUUCUUCAGGGGCUCCAUCAUGGGCUUGGAAGAGGUUGCGGAGCGGUGAUCGGCGGCAUGUUCGUUGCAGCCUACGGCACGACUGCGACGUUCCGGGCGUACGGUCUUAUUUGCAUCAUCGUCCUGGCGGUCUUCGUUUUCAUCAAUUUCUACAGGAAGGAUACCGGCUUCGUGUCUGAGCUACCGCAAACGGAAGAUCCGCAUCAAGUGGCCGAGGCUACCCAUCUGGCACCACAUGGCGUACCAAGCAAUGCUAUACCGAGGGCGCUUAGUUCCAGCCGUUUGCACGAACUGGCUAAUCAAGACGCUGGUUACGGUGCCACUUAUCAGACCAGUGGUGGGAAUCUGGCCGUACCCGGCGCUAAUGGAGGUCCUGGCAAUCCGACGAACCCAUUCUUAAACAGCGGAAGCGGCGGCGAAAGUGGAUAUAAUUAUGGUAUGACUGGCAAGGGAGAGGACGAGUAUAUUCGUAGGAGCUUCCAGAUCUACAGUGAAGUGGUGGGUAGGGAAUUCGAUCUCGUAAAACCGACUAUCCACCUACACGCCCAACAACCAUGCACCAAUCCCUUUCAUCAACACGACUACGACUGGUAACGACUCGAUCUACCGAUAUGAGGUUUGUUACGUACAAUCGGCAAUUCGAAAUGCGGAUGAUCGCGAGAAAGAAAAAACGAGGGAGAGAGAGACGAAAGAACGCUACUGAGAUAAAUAAUAAAAUAUUAUAAAUAUAAAUAUAUAUAAUUAUACACACACACAAUGUACGCGCGUGCGUGCGCAUAUGUACGCAAGUGUGUGAGUGUGCGUACGCGCGCGUGUCAUCAUAAAGCCGCCGUUAUAGGGUGUGUCGAGAGAUGAUGUGAUAAAAUAGCUGUGGAAAAAGUGAACGUGACGCUAUCAAUGCCCCACUCGGUAGAUCUAUGAAAUCUUAUUGCGACAUGACCUUAUUACCGUCCUCUGGCUUGCUCGUCUUACGAUUCGGUAAUUCCCGUGCAUCGUUUGCCGUUCACCUCUGACCCCUUAAUGGGCGUCCAGAGCUAUCUUAGAGCAUCGGGGAAUUAAUGGUAAGACUAAAACGUGAUGCGAUCAAUUGAAAGUGCCUAUCGACGGUUUCCCGAUGCCCUAACUGUGCGGAUGCCGCUUGUAUUUCUUACCAGUGGUCUUUCCUUCUUUUAUCCUUCCGUAUGCACGACGUAAGUGGCGAAAGUGACUCGGUAACUCGAGCGUGGAAUUCAUUCGUUCGAACAAGCGUUGGGUUGAAGAUGUAAGACUAUCCCUAUAAACGCGUAAUAUUAUUUAAUAUUAAGCGAUAUUCUGGGUACGUUCUUAGAAUAUUAGACGUAAUAUUCUAAUAAUAUCCCAUUAUAAUAAUUAUAAUAAUAUUCCAAUAAUAUUAUUUAAUAUUAAGUAAUAUUUCCCGAGACGCUUUCGAGAGUCGAACUUGUCUACUUUUGCACUCGUAUACCAUACACAAGUUGUAGUCUUUUUUCCAGUUACUUCCGUAUUGUCGAGAGUACCUUAGAAAGAAAGAAACCAUAUUUUUGCGCCUUACAAAUUAUAUCACGUGUAUACGUUAUAUGAUUGUUAUUUCGUGUUAUCAUAUGCAUUUGCAUAUCAAGCGUGUAUAUUAUGCGCUUGCGAAAACGCGAUGUUAAUUACUGCGGCAUGCGAAUGUAUUAGAAUUAUUUUAGUUUCGCGAUUAUCGAAUCAGCCAGCGGACUUUAAAUGUGUAUUUACGUAAGUAGGCAAAAGUCGAUAAACCGAAAUAGCAGCUAACGUUGACACGAUGAUAAAAUGAUUGUCAUCUUUCACAAAGUUGCGUCGGAAAGGUUAUUAUUCAAUAUCCCAGUAUAAAAUUAGGAAUAACAGUAUCUGGGAGGCCUAAAAGGGUUAAAUUAACGCGACGAAUAUGUACAUCAUCAUGAGUAGAAUAAUUUGCGUUUCAUUUGCCGAUAAUUGACGGGAGGACGCGGAGUAAAUUAACGACGUUAAAGACGAUCGUCAUCUGUAAAUAUUCUAUAUGCUCUUAUAUGCUGGAUCUUACUGUUCACAUCUGAUCCCUUUUCUUUUCCUUUUUUUUCUAGUGAAUUGUUGAUUGUUAUAACUAUGACUAUCUAUUUGACCUUCUCAUUAGUAAUCUAUCGAAUUUCUAUCGCGUAUAUACUUUUAUUGUAUGUAUAAGAUAUAUACGUUGUGACAACUGUAUAAUAUUGUUGGAAGGCGAAGAAGGGUGGGAUUAGUGAAAAAAAAAAUAUAUAUAUAUACAUAUAAAGGUUAUACAAUAGCGAGAUUAUCUACUGUCAGAGGAGGAAAUACAAGGAUCGCCUUCUCAUCUCACGCUUCUAUAAGGGAACUCACUAUUACUCGAGGCACAAGACAAAUAGAGAUACUCGGUGUAACUUACCUUUGUGAAAAAAAUUCUAAGUUAGGAUAAUUACAAAAAAAAAUUAUACGUAGGGAUAUCUAACGGAGUUUUGAGAUUUUUUAAUGUAUUUCCUGCACUUUGUAACGGUUAAUUUCUCUCAUUUUACGAAAAAAAACAAAUACUAAGACCGCAAAGUCAUUAACUUGGAUGAUGUUUGCACCAAAACUAGGAAAUGUUUCAAAAAUCUCGAAAACUCUCUUAGAUCCUUAUGUAUAUAUAUUAUAUAAGCAGCAUUUUGUGAAUCGAACAUUAACCGACAAUAAGAUCCGAUUAACGAAAAAAAAAAAAAACGUCACGAGGGAUUUCGUAUACUCUACAUGUAUAUUUUCGUGUUAUAAUUUUAUCCUUUUUUCAUUUGAGAAAAAAAAUUAUUCCAAUUAAAUUCUUUCGACUUGUUGUUGACGGUUAAGGUGCGCUUUACGAAAUAUUACGAAAAUGUUACACUACACAGUGAUAUUUCUCGUGUCGGCCGUCAAUACAUAUUGAUGUUUUGCGGACAAGUAAAUUAUACAUUGUUAUAAAGACUGAAACAAAAUGUUAUAUGCAUGGAACGGUCGAUCCGAGGUAAUACUUUGGGCAAACGUGUGUGCGUAUUUGUAUUAUAAAUUAUAUAUAUACAUAAAGUGUACGCGUGAAGAGAA